Messenger RNA from Heteronotia binoei (common prickly gecko), 2149 nucleotides. RefSeq names its product zinc finger FYVE-type containing 19 (gene ZFYVE19). The record is from RefSeq and is a predicted model, not a curated record. Bases 559 to 1827 code for a protein of 422 amino acids. Gene Ontology annotation, biological process: mitotic cytokinesis checkpoint signaling; abscission. Gene Ontology annotation, cellular component: cleavage furrow; centrosome; midbody. The transcript has 12 exons. Gene Ontology annotation, molecular function: metal ion binding; phosphatidylinositol-3-phosphate binding. Lineage: Eukaryota; Metazoa; Chordata; Lepidosauria; Squamata; Gekkonidae.
GAUGCCGGAUUUCUUGAGCAGGGUGGGGGUACAAAUAACAAAUAUUCCCAGCACACACCGCGCAAGGGAGAAAAGAAAGUUGUUGGGAAAGGUAGUUUUCUAUGGUAAAGUAAUUCUAGUAGGGAACGAGAUGUGCUAUAGAGCGGUGCUGCCAUUGACACAGUAAAUAUUAUCGGACGAUUAAAGAGGAUAGCAAAGUUUCCUUCUUGCUGACCUAAUUCGCGUUCCCUUAAUUUACAGUGUCAAAAGCUUGCCUUGUGCAGGAGGAGAGAUUGUUUCGCCGGCAGUGGUUGUGCACUGACACCAUUGUAAUGAUGAUUGUCUCAACUGCGUGAGCACUUUGACGUUUGAUUUCCAGAAUCCAGAUUGUGACCCCCAAACUGUCGAGUGUACGUUAUUAUUUGGCUCGUCUGUAGUAAGAAAAGUGGAGAUUGGUGCAAGGGAUUGGUCUUCAACUGGCGCCCAGUUCAACCAAGGGACGAAGAAAACUUGGGUAGCUGUGUACUGUCAGAAAAGGAUUAGGUGUCUCCAACUGUCUAUGCUUCCACAUCUGUAACAAUGGAUAGUAGAUGUUAUGGCUGUGCAUCUAAGUUUACUGUCUUCAAGAAACGGUUUGGAUGCAAGAAUUGUGGCCGAGCAUUCUGUUCUGGCUGCCUUGGAUUCAGUGCAAAUGUUCCCCGUUGUGGAAACACUCAACAGAAGGUGUGCAAGCAAUGCCACAAGGAAUUAACCAGUGGACCACCUCAGUCCAAUGCAGCUAAAUGGUCCCCACCAGAGAACUAUAAAAAGCGUGUAGCUGCCCUUGAAGCCAAGCAGAACCAGCCGCAGGGCCCUCAGAAGGGCUUGGUGAAAUCCCAAAGUCAAAUGGACUCCAGGUAUCGAGGGCUAUCCAAAGAGGAUCGAGCUCUAGCAGAGAGACUGGAGAGGCUUAAGAGGGAAUCAAAAUCCAAGUCCAUUCCCUCACAGUCUGAAAUAGAGUCCAGGCUGGCAGCCUUGAAAGAUGACCCUGUGAAACCCAUUCCGUCCACCCAAGAGAUGGAGGACCGUCUGGCAGCCUUGCAAGACAGACCUCAUCCCUCUGCAGCUCCCAGGCCAGGUUACCAGGACACUCUUGCCAGGACACAAGUUGAGCAGUCAGAUGACUUGCUUAACCAGAUGGCUGAAGAAGUUACUAUAGAUCAGAGUUCAGGUGUUCUACCUCAAGAAAUCGACACACAGAAUUUGAAUGACUUAAAUCGAACUGAUGGGAUCACCAGCAUUGCUGAUCUGGAUCCUAAACAAUUGGAAGAGGAAAAGAAUAGACUUCUAACAGAGGCUGCUGCUGAGCUGAGGGAGGAGAACACCAGGCAGGAGAAGAUUCUAGAAGUGGCCAAGCGAUUGGCCAUACUCAGAGGCCAAGACCCUGAGCAAGUUACUCUGAAUGACUACAAACUCCCUGACAGUGAUGAAGAAAUGGAAGAGGAGGAGGCCAUUCAAAGAGUUUUGAAACAGCUUACUGAGGAGGCAGCUCUGGAUGAAGCAAGUGGCUUCAAUAUUACCCCAGAUCGAUCCACCCAGACAGAAACUGCACAGCAGAAAAAAGUCAAGAAGCCCAAACAGGCACAAGCUUCAACAUCAACUAAAGCCCCCUUCUUGCCUGCUAAAGCAGUAGACAGUGAGGAGGAAGAGUUACCCUGGUGCUGCAUCUGCAAUGGAGAUGCCACCCUGCGCUGCCAUGGCUGCGAUGAUGACCUCUAUUGCCAGCGAUGCUUCCGGGAAGGCCAUGAUGAGUUUGAUCAGAAGGAGCACCGAACUUCAAGUUUUCACCCUCCUCAGAAGAAAAAAUGACAGUGUAGAAGGUGAGAAGAGAAAGGGAUAUCAAAGGAGUGAAGGAAGAAUUGCUGUUGAAGUGGAACAUGUCCAGGAUGGGUGGACAUUGCAGACUCAGCUGUUAGCUCUCUGGACAAUGCAGUGCUGACAAGUCCAGAGUGAAAGCACUUGUCCCUGACGAACUCAAGGCUGCCACUGUGGAGCUUAAUGAUACACAACAUCUGUCCACAGGUAGUUUUGUAAGUAAAUCUAUAAUGCUAGAGAGGUGAAGAAUAUUAUGUUUUUAAAAGUUAGUUGUGUUGCACAAAGUGACUCUGUAGCGGGAUGAGAUGUACAACAA